This is a messenger RNA of Kwoniella botswanensis, 2067 nucleotides long. RefSeq lists its product as uncharacterized. Gene Ontology annotation, cellular component: cytoplasm; nucleus; cytosol. Bases 1 to 2067 code for a protein of 688 amino acids. The record is from RefSeq and is a predicted model, not a curated record. Gene Ontology annotation, biological process: protein phosphorylation. Lineage: Eukaryota; Fungi; Basidiomycota; Tremellomycetes; Tremellales; Cryptococcaceae. The transcript has 13 exons. Gene Ontology annotation, molecular function: eukaryotic translation initiation factor 2alpha kinase activity; ATP binding.
AUGGAUGAAUCAGCUCUAGAGUCCCACUACAACUCUUGGACAGCUAUCGGGCAAACCUCCAACCAACUCAUCCUGUAUCACCCACCUUCUCACGCGCUUCAAGUCCAGCCUCAUCCUUCUUCCUCCUCCUCUAGAAUCGAAUCCAGCUCCAAUGCCGGAUCAUCCAGCAGGCGACCACUUAGACUCCUUGGUAAUCUAAGUGACGGCGAGGUACCGAUAGAAAGUAUCACGACAGUUCCUCACUGUCCAUACUGUUCACAGCCCCUGCCAGCAAUCACCACUACCAACCCUCCCCCUCACCCUCACCUCAGUCAUGAGGCAGAUGAUCCUAGAGGUAGACUGGGUAAACAGAAAUACUUUCGUAUCCUCGAACAAGCUCACGAAGGCUCGAGACCCCCUUCACCUACACCGUCUACGCCGUCUACACCGAGGAAACGGUAUAGAACCCCGUUAAUGGAACAGGACGAGGACGAUGAAUUGGACGAAGCUGAUUUCCCAGCUAGAGGGUACUAUGAUAGAUUCUUCAGAGAGGAAUGUAAGCUUGGUAUGGGUGCCGAAGGGAGUGUGUUUCUGGCUACUCAUGUUAUCGGUGGGAACGUAUUAGGAACGUAUGCUGUCAAGAAGAUAGCAGUGGGAAGAUCGAAGUCGUACUUGUUCAAGAUGUUAAGAGAAGUCAGAUUGUUAGAAGCUCUUAGACAUCCAAAUAUCAUACCGUAUCAUCAUUCAUGGAUAGAUGUGACUAGGUUCUCCAAUUUCGGUCCACCUAUCGUUGCCCUCCACGUCCUAAUGCAGUACGCAACAGCAGGUAACCUCGAUACCUACCUCCUCACUCGAUCACAUACCAACCAACCUCGACCUGACUUGUCUGCAGGGGAUAUAGCAGAUUCAGAAUCGCUGGGACAACUACCCAAAGCAGAACGGAUCAAAGCUUUCAAAAGGCGUAGACAGAGUGCGGCGGAAGGUACUGCAGGAAAAGGGAAAAGAAGGAUGGAAGAGAUGAGAGGUGUGUUGUUAUUGGGCAUGGAGGAAAUCAUGAAGCUUUUUGGGGAUGUGGUGGAAGGUUUGGCUUUUCUUCACGCAAAUUCGAUCCUCCAUCUCGAUUUGAAAUGCUCGAAUGUCCUUCUUCAUUGGGAAGAAGGGAAACUCAUCCCCAAAGCUCUCAUAUCCGAUUUCGGUACCUCUGAAGAAAUGUUACGGGGCAAGCGGGAAAGAACAGGUCAUACAGGGACUAUGGAAUACAUGGCACCUGAGACUCUCAUACAGGAUACUCAAGGCAAUUGGAGACCGUCAGACUCCCAUGCUGAUAUGUGGUCAUUGGGCAUGAUCUUACACAAAAUGCUAUUCCUACAUCUGCCAUAUCCCGACACGGAGGAUUAUGAGGCCUUGCAUAAGGAGAUACUUGCUUAUCCUGGGUUCGUACCAACUACCGAGAUCAUCCAAUCUCUCGAACGGCGACACAUCCCGAGAGAUCUUCUGGUCCUGCUGAGCAAGCUCGAAAGUCUUAUACCUGAAGACAGACCAGGUGCGGAGAAAGUCAGAGCGGGAUUAAAGAACCUUGAAAACAAGAUUCGUUCAACUCCUUCCACGUUAUCCUCCAAAGCUGGUGAAUUGGUUAGAAGAUUCGCUUCGCCCUGGACAUUCAGUAGUCCACCAGAUGAUCAAGUUGAACGAGACCCUCCGCAAUCGUAUUCACCUGUCAAGACUAUCUUGGCAUUACCUAGUCCCGAGCAAGAGAGGGUAGUAGAACCUUUCGUAACGGGAUUUAAUAGUCCGUCUCCCAUCACGCCCAAUGCGGUUAAGGUAAAACGAGUAGAAGAAUUAUCGCGAUCAGUCAAGGAUAGGUUGAAUAGAAGAACAGGAGUAAAGGCGAUAAGGGGGUUUGUUUUCAUCAUCAAGGUGAUAUCAGUUCAACCCAGUAUCGUCAAUCGACCUAUCCCCUUACCUUAUAUAGUGCUCUUAUUGGUUUUGGCGAUAUUCGAACUGGUCGGUGAAACUCCCAUCGGUUGGUCUGUAUUGUUUGGAGCAGUGCAUGUUGGUGUACUUGCACAUCAGACCGUUAUUAAUUGA